Messenger RNA from Rhopilema esculentum, 4346 nucleotides. NCBI's taxonomy places the organism in Eukaryota, Metazoa, Cnidaria, Scyphozoa, Rhizostomeae, Rhizostomatidae. The record is from RefSeq and is a predicted model, not a curated record.
ACGAAAUUCAGUAACUAAUAAAUAUUGCAGAACUUGGAUGUUGUACCGUAAACAAGAAGACGAUUUAGGUGAACACAGCUAACAAAAGACAAUAAAUAGCUUGACAAUAAAUAUAUUUACAAUGUUGUUGCUAAAAUUUCAUUAGUCAUUUAUUGUGACCACAGUUUGUGAAGAUUCCAUGUCGCGGAAGAGACCGUCGCUGUGUCGCUUUUUGAAUGACUCUUUUGAGCUUCAGUCCUUUCAAAAAUGGAUGCUGAUGUAUAGUUAUUGGACGCUCACAAGAUAAAGCUGCGAAAAGUUUGCUUCCAGGGAUCAGCUUUUUUAAAAUUAAAGCUUAUUUAUCUCGAGAAAUACAAACUGAAUGACGUAAAAUAGAAUGUCAUCAUGACGGAAUUGGGGAAGCAGCUAAGACAAAUGAGUAUCCAGGAAAAGAAAAGCCAAAAUAUUUACUUCCAGAUCUUUGGGUCACAGAUAACUGGUAGAGGUUCAAAGAUCCAUAGCUCGUCUAUUUCAACUCAAUAUCUGAAGAGUUUAGAAUCAAAGUUUACCACCAGGGGCAUCCCAACUAUUCUGAGACAGCUCUCAUCAUGUUUUAUUAAUGGAGAUGAAGCAUCUUGUCACUCAACUGUUGAUUUACUCAAGAAACUGCAUGGUAUUCAAUCUUCAGACAAUAUGUUGUUUAGAAGAAGGCAGAAAGAUGAUGGCAGUAAUUAUAUUCCUGGGUUUAGCAGAUCAUCACAGUUGAUUGAUUUGUUUGGUGGCAUUGGGAUCAUCAUAGGAAUUUUAUUUGAUCCACAUGUGAGGCCAUCAAGAGAUCUGAAUAACAUGUUUGCAACACCCAGACACUCAUCUGCCUUGCAAUUGGAGAUAAGAUCAAUGUGCUUAGAUAUCUUGCACGACAUUUUUCUCAAUGUUGAUGGUGCGACUAGUGAGGCGAGCAAGAAAGACGAGCUGAUAGAAUAUCUUUUUAUAAUGAUGGAAGAAAGAAAAACCUUCUCCUGUGCCUCCGUAGUACUAGAAGACCUUUUAGCUUCGAAUCGAAAGAUCGUGAAACUUUCCAAAAUUGCAAAUGUUCACAAUCUGAUCAUUUCAUUGAGGGACGACAAUUUCGCUAGUUUUUGCAGAAUUCUUUCUAUUGUUAUCGCUGACAUUGACUUUUCAGAGGAUCGCAACACGCUUUUAGCGCAAGAUGAGGAGGAGAAGCGCCGUGCAGUAGAGAAGUCAGUGGCAGAUGCCAACCAAGCCAUGCUGCUGUCAUUUCCAGAAUUUUUGGUUCGGAUGGUGAAAGUUGCAGGAAAAAAUCUUCCAGGCACACCAGUCUCCGAAUCGGCUGGACGAAGACUCGAAAAUGUGAUUAUACAUGGCACAUCGGCCAACGUGGCAACGUUUCUCGAUGAGCUUGCGACAUUGAAUUUUAACCAAGGUGCUCAAACUAGCGACGAUCUCCUUGCUGACGAUGAUUUGGCGUCUGUAAUUCCUCGGAGACUCAGAUACGUGCACGAGGUCAUGUACAAAGUCGAAAUUCUAUAUAUUCUCACCUUAUUUUUAAAUGGCAAGGGCAAGGUCGAGGUUCAGUCGAAGCUUGGUGAUUUGAAGUUAAUUCCAAUUCUGAGUGACAUUUUUGAUCGACUUGGCUGGAAUUAUUCAAGUGAAAGAUUCCCCACUCACAAUCAUUCCGAGGCUGAGGACUGUGAUUGUACUCCAGAAAGUGCAUUGAAAAUACAGUUUCUGCGAUUUGUGCAUAGUUUUUGCGAUCACAGCGAGAAGAAGCAUCUGCUGUUAUCAACACGUGAAGUGGAGGAAAUGUACAAAAUAUGCAAGCAUCACCAGCUUGAUGUACCAGAAGGGCUGGAUAAAUCUAAAAGACUGAGAUGUCGUGGAGAAAAAGGAUUGCUCACAAAAAUCUUAGAUGUAUUGAAACGGACAACUCCCAACAACGCUUUAAGGUUCUGGUUGUCACGGGCAAUCGAAGGGUUCUUAAGAGGUCGUGUCUCGCCACCCGAUCAGCAUUUCCUCAUCAAUCGUGAUGUCAUUGAGCAUUUGCUAGAGCACAUUAACAACCCAGAAACCAAAUCUAAAGAAAUUCUCCAGAGCAGUUUCGAUCUUCUGGGUGAAUUAAUGAAAUUUAACGAAGAAGCCUUCAAAAGGUUUAAUACCUACUUCAAUGCAGAUGCUCAGUUCGACCGCUUUAUUUCAACGAUGACGUCAAAUGUAAUCGACUCUAAUAUGUUCAUUCGAUGCAUUGUUCUUUCACUGGAACGGUUCUCUUCGUCAAGUUGCGCCUUUCUUCGCCAAAAUUCCUGUAGGCUGAGUGAUCUCAUCAAAAAAUGGGAGCACAAAAUGUAUCUUAUGUACAAGUUAAUCACUUCGAUUUCAGUGGAUAAUUUAACACAGGAAAAUGUCAGUUGCUUAAACACCACUUUGAUAUUCUUGAUGUUUGCUCAUAAUCAUGGCCAGCUGGGACAAUAUUUGCAGGCCUUUUUUUCUGAAGAGCAAGCUCAACACCACCCUGGACUCAUUCUUCUAAACUUAAGGGACCUACUAGAGUUCUGGCGAAUGCACUACUUGCAACGUGGCAAAGAUCGAAUACAGCUCGAACAGAGCUCUUGUAUCGAGUUCGAUCACUGGCAAGGCCUCGUUGAUAUUUUGCUUCACAAGGACGCUGCACGACUCACAGCAAUCGUACACUAUCUGCUGCCAUGGCAACAACAGACUCCCUCCCGAAUUAGGAGUAGUUUAUUGCAAAGGGAUGCUUAGCGGCCGUUGAUGCAUUAUCUGUCAUCUUCCAUCGUUGAUGCUGCAAGGAUCGGUAAAGAAGCUUCACAAUUCUGAAAUUGACUGAAUGUUUACAAACAAAAUCAAAUGGGCUUUUAAUAAUCAACAUAGUUUAUUUUUUUGAAGUACGACUUUGUGAAAUAAAAAGGUUCCGUGAAACCUCCUUUGCACAUUACUCAAUGUUAUGCAUUGUCUAUGAAUUUGAACUGAACAGCUGUAUCAAGUAUCAUAGCUGUUAUAUGCUUUUAAAUUUGGCUCUGGCGUUAAAAUUUUUUUUGAUGAUUUGAAGGUCAUGUUAAUACCAGUGGGCAGAUUCUAAAGAAGUAGAUCGAAAAUGUUAUAUUUUGCACUAAAGCAGCAGGGUAUUGCAAUUUUAAAGCAAAUAUUUAAGUGGCAUCUAAUAUGAUUUCUUAUUUCAAAGCAUACGCUGAAAGCUUUUUUUACAUGGGGACAGCUUUCCUUGUGUUAUGUUAAUGUACUCGUAUUUUGGUUUAGUUAGAUUUUGUGUCAAGUGUUGAAGACUAAUUUGCUUGGAUAUUGCCUGUAGGAUUCUUGAACUGUGUUUAUGUCGUUAGAUAGCUUCAUUUCACAGUAACACUUUCUGUCAGUGCAUCAGUAAGUACUGUUGUACAAAAUGAAUUUAAAAGCUUAUAUUUAGAUUCAUAAUCUUAAACCAUAUAUUUAGAUCCGCUCUGACUAAGUCUCAUACCGAGACAUACCCCCCCCCCCUCCUAGGAUGUAAUCGAGAGUUGUUUGAUCAUGAGUUACUUCUAUUCCAGAGCAAGAACCUAGUCUCUGGGCCUAUUGCCUUUAAAGCUUUUUCUGUUUUAUCAUGGUUGCGAUUUAGUAUGUCAGAUGCUGAGAAAAAGUCGCUUUUGUUUCGUUAAACAAUGAUCUUUCUACGAUCCACGCAGCUUUCAAAACUGCACCAAGCAGUUCUAUCAGUUCUAUCCAGCCUCUAGGUCUUUUACUUUUUUAGCAUUCUAGCAAGAAAUAUCGCAGAUUGUUAAUGAUAAACUUUUAUGGUAUAGCGUCUAUAUUAUGAAAGCUGCAAGAAAAAUUAAUAAAUGUAUGAAAUCUUGAUAUUAAAACUGAUAUGUUUUGGAGGAUUUAGUGUAAAUAUUUCGUCUUUUUUCACGUAUAUGUAAGUUAAGUUAUAGACAAAGUGCAGGAAACCUUGCUUGAUGCAUCAAGAGGCAAUGCCAGUUUUUGAAAUAACUUGACAAAAAGGUAAAUAGUAUCCACGUCCUGAUUAGAAACAAUAGACUUGCUUCCAUUAGCAGAGCAGCUGGUUUUGCUUUAAUUAAUUUUUAAGAUAGGUAAAUUAACACUUCACUGUGUAUUUAUAUUUGUUGUUUCUUGUCCACUUUUAGUUGUUGCUGUAUAGUUUAGCAACUGGUCCAACACUAAACCUUCACAUUGUGCAUGAAUGAGGAGUCAAUUUGCCUAGAUAUUUUUGAUGUAUUGCCUUAGAUUGUCAAAAUUGCCAUAAUACCUGUUUUUAAUUGCAUCAUUAAUUGAUUAUCUAUUGCGCUAACUUGUUACUUAUAUUGAAACUGAGAAGGUGUGAA